Molecule: messenger RNA, 890 nt
Organism: Chaetomium strumarium
Lineage: Eukaryota; Fungi; Ascomycota; Sordariomycetes; Sordariales; Chaetomiaceae
Product: cytochrome c oxidase subunit VB-domain-containing protein
Exons: 5
Coding region: 1-552 (183 amino acids)
Biological process (GO): mitochondrial electron transport, cytochrome c to oxygen
Cellular component (GO): mitochondrial envelope
Source: RefSeq, a predicted model, not a curated record
AUGUUCCUGCAGCGCUCUGCCGUGGCCGUCGCGCGCCGCGCCGCCGUCUCCCCGCUGCUCCGUCGCAGCAUCGCUACCACCGCCGUGCGCCGCAAUGCCGUUCCCGACCAGCCCAAGAUCAAGACUCUCAAGGACAUCAGGACAGAGGACGACCUGAUCGGCCCCGGCGCCAAGCCCGGCACCGUGCCCACCGACCUUGAGCAGGCCACCGGUCUUGAGCGUCUCGAAAUCCUCGGCAAGAUGGAGGGCGUUGAUAUCUUCGACAUGCGGCCGCUGGACGCCUCGCGGAAGGGCACACUCGAGAACCCCAUCAUGGUUCGCUCCGCGGGCGAGGAGCAGUAUGCCGGCUGCACCGGUGUCCCCGCCGACUCCCACAACGUCAUCUGGCUUGCGAUGACCCGCGAGCGUCCCGUUGAGCGGUGCCCCGAGUGCGGCAGCGUCUACAAGAUGGAGUAUGUCGGCCCUCAGGACGAUCACCACGAUCACGGCCAUCACCACGGCUGGGAGGAGCCCAAGACCUUCGCCGACUACGUCAAGCCCCAGUACUGGUAAUUCACGCAUUGGGAGGCCGGGAUCGCAGAGAGGAAGAGGGCAAGUCAGGGCGGCUGGCCUUGUAGAAUAUCCAGACAGGCGGGGCGAGCUUGUAUAGAGUCACUAUUUUCUUUUGUCUCAGACGCUAUCUGACCUGACAGCUUCCCAAAUAAGCAAAGUAGAGCACACUCUUGAGGGGCAUGACGGCGUAUCUCCUCUCCGGCUUAGGAGGUGCCUCCCAACCAACGCCUCACUCAUGUUGGAAGCUGGACGGAUGCUUCACGCUUCUCUAGGUUGCACUCGCUGAUCCUGCGACGAAUCAGGCUUCAUCGAAGCUCCCCGUACCGGGUUUCCUUCGG